AUGUUUGAGAGUUCUGUUCUCGUUUGUCAAACAUAUCAGCAAAAAAGGUAUAAUCGAAAUCGUGAUCAAAUUGUUAAUCAACCAUCAUCAUUCGAAUUAAAUUCAUCGGGUGAAGAUGUUUUAUCAAUAGCUCAUGAACAAUCCGCAAUGUUACCAUGCAAAGCGAUACUUCUUAUACCGGAACCAGAACGGGUUAUGUGGUACAAAUUAAAUUCUGAUCAUUAUCAAACAGCACCCACAACAUUAACUGUUGGAAAACAUUUAAUAACAAAAGAUUCAAGAAUAUCAGUAUUUCAUUAUACUUUUGAUCCAGUAAUACCAGCACGAUGGGAUUUAUAUAUUAGUAAAGUUAAACAAACAGAUCAAUCCUUAUAUCAAUGUCAUGUUAUAUUAAAUUCAAUAUCAUCAAGAUCAAAUGUACGAUUAAUUGUAGAAGACAUUACGGUUAACAUUCAACCGUCUGAUGUUAUCGUUGAAGCAGGUCAAAGUACUCAAUUCAGUUGUAAUUUUACCGGUAAAAAACGUGUUCGCCGCGAAACAGUAACAUGGCUAAAAGAUGAUCAACCUAUUAUCGUUAAUCAAGGUCAAAUUAUUUCAACUUCAGAAUAUCCAAAUGUAACAAUAACCAUUUUAAAAAUAUUUUCAUCAAAACCAUCUCAUACUGGCAAAUAUCGAUGUACAAAUGGUCAUAUAUUAGCAAAAGAAGCUAAAUUAUUUGUUAAAGAUUCACAAACAAAUCGUUUAUUUCAUUCUUUAUCAUCAGCAACAUGCGUUCUUCAAACAAGAACAGUACAACAAUUUUUAGCAAAUAAAUGA
Molecule: messenger RNA, 816 nt
Organism: Didymodactylos carnosus
Lineage: Eukaryota; Metazoa; Rotifera; Eurotatoria; Philodinida; Philodinidae
Source: the annotation of a GenBank genome assembly